AUGAAAACAUCACAUGCUGGUAUGGAACAUAAGCUUGCAGAGAAUGUCCAGAAAACUGUAUGUGGCAGGCAGACUUUUCAGCCACUCAUGCACCACAUCAUAGACAAAGGGAGACAGAGUGAGAUUGUACUGAACAACAGAUACUGCCCAAAUGUGCCCAGGAAAUUAGCUGGAGCUGGAUAUAAGCCCAGGGGUGAGAAUGUGAGUUCCUGUGAUAGAGCAAAAUUGAUUCAGGGCCAAAAGGCAGUGGCGGAAAAUUUAAAAUAUUUUCCCAUCUCCACAAUGUUCAGUGAGCCAUGUGCAAUGAAAUCACAACCUUGUGACAUCUUGACAACUCAGGAGUUGGGAGUCUCCCAAAUGAUAAAUCUCAAUAUGAGUAAAGAAGAAUUUCCCCUGACCACUGAGUGUCCCUCACCAAAAAUAGUAAGUCUCCCAAAUUCUAAACUAUCAAACCUGCAAAAACAGCUCAUUGAUGAGUUAAAACUUAAAUUGAAGAGCAGGGAGCAAAGCCGCACUCAAGGCUGUCCCACUGACAUGUCCCUUACUUCAGAUAGCUUUCCUUCCCCAGCCUCACCCACUUUGCCCCAGAGCAUCUCCAGUGGGCACAUGGGUGCGUCCAAGGGGCCUCAUGUCCACUUUGAGGUCAGCACAGAGCUCAGGCAGGACUCCUGGGUCCCUAAGAAUGUCUUACAGAAGUGCCAAGAUAUCAAUUUACCACCAGUGACUAAGAAAGUGAAAACUUUGGAUUCCAAAGCAGAAGAACGGAGAAGUGAGGAUUCAAGUGCAUGGACAUCUAAAGCUAAAAAGAAGAGCCACCCUGUUAAAGACAGAGAAUUAGAGGGCACUUUCCAAAAUGAACAGCUUCCUCCUGAUAGUUACUUCAAAAAAAAGAGGAGGGAAUUUACUCAGUGGGUCAAUUGCAAAAGAAAAAGUAAAGAGCCGGAAACUCGCCAGCAAAAAACCAACGUCAUGCCAACCUUUACACAGGAACAUGACUUAGCUGAAAGCUCAACUAUCUUUUUGGAUUGUGGGUUUCCUGAAGCUCAUGAGCUCGUGACAACCAUUGGAAAAAUCCUAGAGGAAAAAGUGGCAAAUAAUCCUGAAUUUCAGGCUUUCCAUUUAAGUCAACAGAAGUAG
This is a messenger RNA of Pipistrellus nathusii (Nathusius's pipistrelle), 1137 nucleotides long. The record is from the annotation of a GenBank genome assembly. NCBI's taxonomy places the organism in Eukaryota, Metazoa, Chordata, Mammalia, Chiroptera, Vespertilionidae.